This is a messenger RNA of Cladocopium goreaui, 571 nucleotides long. NCBI's taxonomy places the organism in Eukaryota, Dinophyceae, Suessiales, Symbiodiniaceae. The record is from the annotation of a GenBank genome assembly.
GGCUCGACCCUAUGGUUCGUGUUCUACAGAGGCAAUUGCAGCUUCCGCCUCCUCCUGGCGAAGCACUUGAGCUUGAAAUGCUGAUAGCUGCCUUGCGUGCAGUUGCUUGUACAGCACCAUUGCAAGAUGGCCUGCGACGCUGCAGUGUUUGUGGUGCUGCAUUCGCAACACCGCUGCGUAUGCGGGAUCAUCUUGGCGGCCGUCGACAUUGCACUGCUGUGGCCAUGCAAUUUUCCAGUGAGAAGGGUCUGAGUUCAUCGCCCAUUGACAGGGAAGAGGCCAGUAAGAUCUUUGAAUCCUACAGCACGGUGCCACUGUCCCGAUGUCGUCCUGAGCCACCUGAUGUGGCCCUUGUGAAGUUGAAGAACGAAGGGCUGCUGAACCGAGAGCAGCAGAGCGGGAAAAGAACUGGCAGGGAGUUGUGCCAGUUGCGCUUCUGCUUUGGUUGCCAGAGGUCUUGGUGUUUGGGGAUUACAGGAUCUUACAUCGGAUCUCAGGAAGGUUCUGGAAGGGAUCUGUUCUAGCGAUUGCUUGGAGUAUUGAUCUUGAGCUUUGGAAUGCUUUGGAAUCG